Molecule: messenger RNA, 1929 nt
Organism: Silurus meridionalis
Lineage: Eukaryota; Metazoa; Chordata; Actinopteri; Siluriformes; Siluridae
Gene: jpt2
Product: Jupiter microtubule associated homolog 2
Exons: 5
Coding region: 161-784 (207 amino acids)
Cellular component (GO): nucleus
Source: RefSeq, a predicted model, not a curated record
UCCCAUAUGUCCCGCCCUCUUGGGCGUGGCCAGCUGCCUCCCAACUCUUUUUUGUUUGUGUAGCGGAACUUGUGAGCGCUGCGUUUCGGAGCCGCUGGUUUCCGCAUAGCGGGUCAUUGAGGAGAUUUUCAGCCAGGCUUGGAGAAGGAGCUACGCCACAAUGACUUCGACCAACACUUUCCAGGGCCUCGAGGACAGUGGAAAACCCAGUUCCAGGGUUUUGCGACCUCCGGGUGGAGGCAGCAGCAAUAUAUUCGGUGGCUACGAGGAUGACAGCAGUGCUUCGAGACGGCCAAACAAGAUGGCCUCCACGGUUUUCGCCCCUCCAGAGGCACCUCAAGGAGGCCCCAAGCGAUCCAAUCCUCCAGGUGGAAAGAGCAGUGGGAUUUUCACUGAGCCGGAAGCAGCUUUUCCACAACACAAGCCCUUGCCUCCGGGUGGCGUCACUAGCAACAUCUUCGGAGGGCCUGUGUCGAACCUGCCAACAGUUAAAAGUCAUCCCAACAAACCAAAGGACAACAUAAGUGUGGGAUCAGCUGUUCAAGUCAGGGCAGCAGCCCCUCAGCCAAAGGAGGAAGUGAAGAAGAAAGUGCUAGUGUCUCCGCAGGCUACCCCGAAAAAAGAAGCUCCUCCUACCCCCGAACCCACAGCCACCCAGGAUUCUGAUUCGUCCGCCAAACAGCUGAGCGAGAAGGACCACGAGCCGCACCUCGGAGCACGGCCACGCUCACACAACAGAGUUCUCAACCCUCCUGGUGGAAAAUCCAGCGUGGUCUUCUACUGACCAGCACUGCGUUCUCACUCCGCUACAUUUCCCUUCUGUUUCUCUCCCAAUCAGUCGCUCAGUUCUGUCUUUAUUAACACUGCUACUUACUUUUUUUAAAUAACUUUUUCAUUGCCUUCUUAAUUUUGUUUUUCUUUUUUUCUUUUCCCUACUUGCACUUUCUAACUCAUUCCUUAAACAACCCUCUUCCCUGCUCUUUGACGGUUUGAGUAACAGUCACGCUCAAUCAAUCAAACGGUUCCUGUUCUCAUCAAUCACACUCGGAGGCUCGACCGUCUUACGUGAACGUGCUCUUUCCGAAUCCGAUGUCGUAUAGACGAUGAAAACGAAAAAAAAGCGCGUGUAACGGUAAACUGGAACCACUGUCGUGAUCGUAACGGCGCAUGUAUGUAUCUCGGUGUUGUCACGCAGCGGCUCACAUCCCCCGUCCCGAUGCUCUACGAGCUUUCCUGCAUGGUGCUCCUGAAAGUUCAGCCAGGUGUGCGGUCGAGCACAGAAAAAACAAAACAAAAAAAAAAAAAAACGCAAAAUCGGCAAUAAGUUCCGAGGACUGAAUUUUUGUUCUAGCGUAGCUCAAACUCAAAAUAGUGUGAAUAUUUCUUUUUUUUUUUUCUUCUCUUUGGAGAUUGAGGUUUUUUUUUUGUUUUUUUGAGCAGUAUACAGAUGUGGGAUCUAUUAACAGCAUCCCUUUUUCUGUUGCGCUACGUGUACGUGUUAGGAACGCAAGCCGGUCCAGAUGCCGCAAAAAAAAAAGCCCACAGAUGAUUGAAUUGUAACAUACGCAGUGGAACAAACGGCUCCUGAGUAUGCGUGUACUCGGAUUCUUUUGCUAAAAACAAAACAUGCCAUUUAUUCGCAUAUGUAGGUAUUUGGUACAUUAGAAAGAUUCUCUCCCAACCAAUUGAUGCUCUAAUGUCAUUUGUACCAAAAAAGUUUUUCGCACUUGAAUCUGUUUUUUUCCCCAUCGUACACCUCGAGCUGCCGGUUUAAAAUGAAAACCGCAGCAGGGAAGACAGACGGUGGCUCACGUUUGCGUGAAAGUGUGUUUCUCACAUGCUGAUGGAAGCACUGCCCAAAGUGCCUGCGUGGUUGAACGGCAAUGUCGCAGAAAAAACUGUUACAAUAAACAUCUAUUUUGAUUCAUA